AUGGGGAACCAGACGAGCGUGGUGGACGCGCUGGUCGAUCUCGAGUUCCCGUCAGCCGCGGCGCCCCCCGCGGCCCGCCUGCCGCCCGGCCACGACCUCCCGAUGGGCGUUCUCUCCUUCGAGGUCGCGUCGCUCAUGCGGAAAGCCCUCGAUCUAUGGCGACAGCUUGACGCUCGGAAUAUCGCGGGCUUGGAAAAGCAGCUGCAGGCGGAAGGCUUGAAGCGCCUGGGCGUGGGGGACUAUUCCCUCCGCUGGCGCCUGGCGGGCGCGGAGUAUGCUUCCGACCUCACCGCGCUCACCGCCGCCGUGGGGGUGCUGGCGCGCAGGUGCGGGGGCGCGCGGAGCGGAGAGGUGCUGAAGCGGCUGCGGGGGUACAGCCGCGCGUGGAAGAGAGAAGAUAGUUUCAGCGAGGGCGAGGCGGACGAGCUCAUGCGGUUCCUGAGGGAAAAGCUGGAGCCAAUGGGGGCGCUGCACAACGCAAUGCUGGCACUGGAUGACGUCAUCAACAGCUCCGUGGGAGAUCCCGAGGUGCAGAACCCUAAGACUCGUCGCCCCAAGGGGAAGCCUCAGGCCGCCGUGAUGGAGCAGAUGCAAGUGGUGCAUCAGCUGCAGCGUGCAUCUCUCUGGAACCACCCACUCGAACGUCCGGUACUGAUGUUGGCAGUUUCGAUUGGAGUGUUGUGGCAGCAGUACCGAUCGGUCUUCGGUCGGCCAGCGCCCCCCAAGCAGGAGGAGCUGAAGGCGACACUGGGAGCAGCGGGGCUGCCGUCGGUCUAUGCGCGCGUGUUGCUAGGGGUGGAGCAGAUGCGAGAGAUGAGCCCCAUCAGUCCUCCUUUCAAGGAACAACGAAGGGAGCUCUACUCCAUCCUCCCCUCCACGGUGCGUCGGCGCCUGGCCAAGCGGCUGAAGCAGCGCUCCAAGCGGCAGAUAGACGGGGCGAUAGCCAAGGAUUUGAAGGCGUGGUGGGGGAUAUCCUGCGGUGGGCUGUCCCUCUGGCUGAGCGCACGGAGGUGUGGAAUGGCGACAAGUCGUUUGGCGCACAGAGGAGGAACCGCGGGCACCGAACCCUGCUGGUGGAGACGCUUCAUUACUGCGACAAGGACAAGCAACCCCGUACCGGCCCCUACCGUUCCGGACCUCCCAGUUCCCCCCGUGCCGGACCUGCUUCUAGGGCACCCGCUCCCGGACCUCCCAGCUCCCCUCGUCCCAGACCUGCUUCUGGAGCAGCCCCUCCCGGACCUCCAUCUAUGGCUCGGUCGGCUUCCAGUGCCCCCCCUCCCGCCUCUCGAUCCGCACCCGAACCUCCUCCUACUGGUCCAGCCAUGCCUAGACCGGCAAACCAAGCAAGGCCUGGCCCGGGACCAGCUCCGGGACCUGGAGGGCCCCGAGGCAAUCCAACCGGACCUCGCCCCAGGCCUGGUGCUGGCCCCGGACCUAGGCCUUCCCCAGGCCAGGCAAUGCCUGGGAGGGGAGGCAUGGGACCCGGAGCUGGGGUGCGGGCAGGGCCCCCGGGACCUCAGGCUCGGCCCGGACCUCCAUACCGCGCUGGAGGUCCGGCGCAGAGGCCAAUGCAGGGGGCAAGGCCGAUGGGUCCAGGAGGAGGUAUGGGAGGAGGCCGGGGAGGUGGGGGAAGAGGAGGUGGAGGGCCAAUCCACCGGCCAAAUCCUGCAUCUCCGGUGUUGGAUGAUAUUGAUGGUAUGCCGAUCCGACGGCCAGCAGGGAAUGUCAGUGCAGGGCAACGCCAGAAGAUGCAGCAGAGGGAGUGGCUGA
Molecule: messenger RNA, 1770 nt
Organism: Closterium sp. Naga37s-1
Lineage: Eukaryota; Viridiplantae; Streptophyta; Zygnematophyceae; Desmidiales; Closteriaceae
Source: the annotation of a GenBank genome assembly